This is a messenger RNA of Hypoxylon trugodes, 2478 nucleotides long. RefSeq lists its product as uncharacterized. Bases 1 to 2478 code for a protein of 825 amino acids. The record is from RefSeq and is a predicted model, not a curated record. Lineage: Eukaryota; Fungi; Ascomycota; Sordariomycetes; Xylariales; Hypoxylaceae. The transcript is spliced from 5 exons.
AUGGAAAUCGCAACUAAAUCAUCCGCGCGUGAAAAUCAGGCCAAUCGUCGCGACGAAGGUCCUAAUAAGGAUUUAUUACUUUUAGCUGGACUUCCGAGUCCAGUGGUACGAUUCAUGGUGAAGAAAUUUUUAGCAUCAAAACCGCUAUUUAAUGAUCAGGAGGGAAAAAGUAUAUGGGUUUGGGGAGACAACUCUCCUUACGUUCCAACGGAUUCGUUUACAGGAUUUCACGAUUUCCUGGUCGAGGAUAAUCCACGUACAAAAAGGAAGGGUUCCGCUCACAACGAGGAUGCGGGUCAUUCACGCGUAGCAGAGGCAAUUACAUUAAGUAGCUACCAAGCAGUACCUCAUAAAAAGAUCGUAAAAAGCCGAGAGAAAGUUCAAGAUUGGCUUAGCAACGGAUCUAUCAGUCACCAGGACCAUAACAUCAGCCCUUUAAGUAAUUGGACUUCCCUUGGUGAGAGCGCUACCUCAGCACAAAGCCAACUAUUUCAAGGUAGUACCCCCCCGAGUACUGUGGACGCGCCUGUAGAUAAACAAAACUUUUCCGUUAUUGUUGACGAGCCACACAAAACUACACCCUUCCAGCCAGAAAAACAUUUUCCUACACCCUUGUCCCGACUACCCCUUACCCAGAAGGAGAUUAAGCGCAUUCGCUUUAACAAGUCGACCAAGAUGGAUUCGACUCCCCAGAGAGAUCGCGUGGGUAUGGCUGGAUCUGUAACUGGAACGCCCAGUAGGGAUCCUUUUCAUCACUCGCGAUCGACUUCGCGUUCUCAUUUAGAGAAGCGCGAUGACGUAUCUCAUUUCUUCUAUCACGCCAGAAACGGCAGUAUCUCGUCAUCGAAGGUACCCUCUCCCGAACGAGGACGCUCUAUGCAAAGACGAUACGAAUUUCCAACUAGUGGCAGUGAUAACCUCCUUUCUCCCGUCUACGAGGGUGCUGGAAACCGUGAUCCCGCUCACAUUACAACCAUGACGGAUAUCAUCGGCCAAGGCAACGUGACACCUUCUCGAGGAUCCCGAUCUAUGUCUCGACAUAAGUCACCCCCGAAACCUGCUUUGGCUUCCUCCGCCAAGAAAGAGAAGCGUCGCCCGCAGCCGCUUGAUCUUAAAGAAGCCCGCAGAUAUGGUGCAGCGGUCACCACCCAGGCCAACAUUCAACCAAUCCACAAUCCUCUUACCCCGGAAGAUAUGGAGCGAAGUCGGUUUCUGGGCGACAGCCCCACAUCAGUGUACACGGAUGAUACACCCUUCCGCUACGAUGAACCCGCGGUUGGCCCAGUCCACGCCUUGAGCAAGCCUCCCAUUGGAUCGAUCAAUAUCCUGCAGGGCUACCAGGAUUGGAAAAUGAAUUCACCCGUUGGCGAGCAUAUGGACAUAAAUGGUAAUCCGUGUUCGAAGGGAAUGGCAGAAAAUGAUAACGCUUCCCAAGCUCCCAUUCCCGCUGGCGUGAUUAAUAGGGAUAUUGAAGCCCCUCCCUUCACUCCGCUGACUCCUUGGAUAGGAGAUGGAAAGACCAGAAGAGCCAAGAAGACCCUGAUUAGUGAUAAGGGUUGGUUAGAGGAUACCGCCGCAGAGGCGAAGAAGCCUGAGGCCAAGAAGAACACGAAGUUUUUUGAUGGUGUAAAGAAGACUGCACGAAGACUUGCUGAAAUGACUGAGGUUAGAAACGCGCAGCCCAGAAUCCACACUGCUCAAGAACUCAGUAUCUCACUUGAUCCCCGCGAGCAGAGCCUGCUCUACUGUGAAUUGGAAUUCAUCCUUAGUAACGCGCUUAGCGGUUACAUCAAUGUCCAACUCCAUAGCGGUCGCCUUAACCCGCAUGUACUCGCCAAGAUUGCAGACGCAUGGGAGCAGAAGGGUCGCCCGAAAGUGAUUGGCUUCCGCUAUGACGUUGAGACGCAAGUCGACAUGAUUGCUGCGCACAUCGGUACUUUCCGAUUCUACGGCCCCUUCCAGACGGACCCAAAUUUCAUCAAGGGUCUUCUUUACGGAAUGAAAAUGGAUGCACGCGUGAUGCGUAUUCGCACUUACUGUCACCCGGACUCGGUUGUUGCAAAACACAUCCUCGAUGCCCAGGCCGUCUUGCAGCUACUUGACAGUCCCGAGCGCCUCCAGAUCUGGCUCGCUGAGGUAUCCCAAUUUUUCCGUGUCGCCCUCGAGCGCGAGAAGAUCGCGUGCAACCAGAAGACCAAGGGGGAGGAAACCAAGCAGGAUGCUGGCCACAAGAAGGAGAAUUCGUUUGCUACUACGAUUGCUACAAAUGCUGAGUAUGCGCCCAACCGAGGCGUCAUGAACCCGCCCCGUGACUACCAGGACUUGUCCCCGCCCAAGAGCAGGUACCCUGGUGAGCACCGUAUUAAGAAUCGUGAGGGUGAACGUAAUUUCAGCGGUCCGACCCUAGAGCCAGAUGUGUACAACCCUGCGAUACCACAUUCGCGAUCAUAUCCGCAGAAUUUGAUGCGCCAGCAGUAG